AUGGGUGGACAGAUUGUACUUUUACAGCGUGUGAAAAUGAGUCAUUUUGGGACUGUACCAUCUAGUCGCUACUUUAUGUCAUUUCAAUCCGCAUGUUUCUUUUGGAAAUCGCGACCACACUCCCUUUGUUCCGUUGUAUUGGAAAGAUUAUAUGCGAGGCGGUUGACACUUUUGAUCUUUCCCAAGGCUCUUAGCAAAUUUUGUGCUGAGGGUAACCCAUAUCCUGCGACAAAGUUGUCGCUGCUUUACAACCGCACUAGAACUAUUUCUGCUUGA
Messenger RNA from Plasmopara halstedii, 276 nucleotides. RefSeq lists its product as uncharacterized. The transcript has 2 exons. The coding region runs from base 1 to 276 and encodes 91 amino acids. NCBI's taxonomy places the organism in Eukaryota, Oomycota, Peronosporomycetes, Peronosporales, Peronosporaceae. The record is from RefSeq and is a predicted model, not a curated record.